GCCAGGAAGCGCGGAAGGAACCGCCGGGGGCCAUGGACGGGGCCGUGAUGGAAGGGCCGCUGUUUUUGCAGAGUCAGCGUUUCGGGACCAAGAGAUGGAGGAAGACCUGGGCGGUUCUCUACCCGGCCAGUCCCCACGGUGUCGCGCGGCUCGAGUUCUUUGACCACAAGGGGUCGAGCUCUGGAGGUGGCCGAGGGAGCUCGCGCCGCCUGGACUGCAAGGUGAUCCGGCUGGCAGAGUGUGUGAGCGUGGCCCCCGUGGCGGUGGAGAGCCCCCCUGAGCCUGGCGCCGCAGCUUUUCGCCUGGACACCGCACAGCGAUCCCACUUGCUGGCGGCCGACGCGCCGUCCAGUGCAGCCUGGGUGCAAACGCUGUGCCAAAACGCCUUUCCGAAAGGCAGCUGGGCCCUGGCACCUGCCGAGAACCCACCCAAGCUUUCUGCCCUGGAGAUGCUGGAGAACUCGCUGUAUAGCCCCUCCUGGGAAGGAUCCCAGUUCUGGGUGACGGUGCAGAAGACUGAGGCCGCUGAGCGCUGUGGCCUGCACGGCUCCUACGUGCUGAGAGUGGAGGCGGACAAGCUGACUCUUCUGGCCGCGGGGGCCCAGAGUCAGAUAUUGGAGCCACUCCUUUCCUGGCCCUACACUCUGUUGCGUCGCUAUGGCCGUGACAAGGUCAUGUUCUCUUUUGAGGCUGGCCGCCGCUGUCCCUCCGGCCCUGGAACCUUCACCUUUCACACGGCACAGGGAAAUGACAUCUUUCAGGCAGUCGAGACUGCUAUCCACCGACAGAAGACUCAGGGGAAGGCUGGCCAGGGGCAGGAUGUUCUCAGAGCUGAUUCCCAUGAAGGAGAAGUGGCAGACGGGAAGCUGGCUUCCCCCGCGGCCCCCCUGGAGCUCCCAGGCAGCCCUCCAGCCCUGUAUGCGGAACCCUUAGACUCCCUGCGCGUUCCUCCAGGCCUGGGCCAAGAUUCCCUAUACUCAGACCCCGUGGACAGCACCCCUGCGCACACAGGCGAGGGGACACAGUUAAAGAAAGCUCUCUACUGGGACUUGUGUGAGCAUGUGCAGCAAAAGCUGAUAAAGGCCAAGUUGACAGACCCUAAAGAAGACCCCAUUUAUGAUGAACCUGAGGGCCUGGCCCCAGCCACUCUCCGGGGCCUUUAUGAUCUGCCUCAGGAGCCCAAGGAUGCAUGGUGGUGCCAGGCUCGGGUGAAAGAGGAGGGCUAUGAGCUCCCCUACAACCCUGCCACUGAUGACUAUGCUGUGCCACCCCCUCGGAGCACAAAGCCCUUCCCAGCUCCCAAGCCCCAGGGCCGGGCCUUACCUGAAUCUGGUGCUGCAACUGGCGGUGGCAGCCAAGGCCAUAGCUCAGACACUGCCCUGUACAGCCAGGUCCAGAAAAGUGGGGCCUCGGGGAGCUGGGAUUGUGGGCUUCCUGGAGUAGGGACUGACAGGACUGGGGCCAAGUCAGAGGGUUCCACGUGAGAAAUAGGGCGAAGCUGAGGUUGCUGAUAGGAGGACCAUGGGGAAGGGGCGUGGGAUCAAAGGAACCUGUUAGAGCCAGCACGAACCAGGGGGCCUGUGUGCAGAGAGCGGGGUGCAAGGGGGGUCCAGGCAAGGAUGAUCUGUCCCAAGAAGUCAUGGAAGUGGGACAGAGUCACAAAGGGGCUCAGGGAUGGGGGCUGGGGGAGGCCAGCACCUCUAAGUCAUCCCCACCAAAGGAAGGGAUAGCUGCCAGAGCAGAACUGUAGAAAAGGGUAUUUGGUCAGAGGAGGUGUGGUUUGAGAGGCUUGUAUGGAAGUAAAGGGGGACACUGAGCUGUGUCUGGACCCCUCCCCCUUCAUUGUUCUUUACCAAAUAUAUACAUAUAUAUAUAUAAUUUUGGGGGGGGGGUAAGUUUUAUUCCCAUUAAAGUCAGUUUGGAUUUAAGAGGUCUUUGUCUGUGAACAGUCAAAGGGGACCGAGUGGCAAGAUGAGCUGGGUAGACAUGGGAUUAGGAGAACCAGAAAGGUGUUGGGGGCCACUGAAGGAGGAGAGGGCCCCAGGGACGGGGUGAUCAUUCGGAGUCUGAAAGGUCCAGUUAGGCCCACAUGGGGUGGGUGGGACCCUGGGUAUAACGUCGGUAACCCUCAGUUUCCCCUGUUGCUCUUAUGUAAAAUGGGAAAGCUUAAUUAUAGGCACAACCUCAGAGGGUUGUUUGUAUGGAAGGAGUUAAAUUUCUCAAGUACUUAAUUGAUUUGAAGUGCAGAAUAAGCAUUUUACAAAUGGUAGUUAUUCUGUGGAUGGACGAGGCUGCUGGGCAGGUGUGAGGAAAGGGGAACAGGGAAGGAACAGGCCUUUUUCAUACCACCCUCUCCCCUGUUCUCAGCUCUAGGAUACCCCCCUCCCCUUGUCUCUCUCUUUCUCUCUCUCAACCACACACUUUGCGUGUAGGUAGCAAGCACCAGCCACUUUUCUGUUUGAAGGCUGACGGGAAUUGCAGUGUUGAUGGGUGUGGUGGGAGGGGCACAGGCUUUGAAAUGAAGCUUAGAUUUCACUCCUACUUGUUUUUCAUGAGCUCUGAAAACCUCA
This is a messenger RNA of Odocoileus virginianus texanus, 2570 nucleotides long. It is a transcript of the gene DOK1, whose product is annotated as docking protein 1. NCBI's taxonomy places the organism in Eukaryota, Metazoa, Chordata, Mammalia, Artiodactyla, Cervidae. Gene Ontology annotation, cellular component: cytoplasm. The record is from RefSeq and is a predicted model, not a curated record. Gene Ontology annotation, biological process: cell surface receptor protein tyrosine kinase signaling pathway; Ras protein signal transduction; positive regulation of MAPK cascade.